Messenger RNA from Catharus ustulatus (Swainson's thrush), 1180 nucleotides. RefSeq lists its product as uncharacterized. Lineage: Eukaryota; Metazoa; Chordata; Aves; Passeriformes; Turdidae. The coding region runs from base 1 to 1089 and encodes 362 amino acids. The transcript has 7 exons. The record is from RefSeq and is a predicted model, not a curated record.
AUGGUAAUCAGGGCAGCCCAACACGGAGCAGAAUCCCAAAGCAUUGUCACACCAGCUCGUCCUUGGUGCCUGACUGCAUCCCGACGCAACCCCAUUAUCCAGGGCAUGGCAAUGGCCAGCCCAGCCCCGCACAUCACCUGCAGCACCCGAUCAAUAACGAGCAGCAUUACCGUCAGCGCUUCCCGCUUGAUUUAUCGCUGCUUGUGGGUGAGUAUCCUGGGAUCAGGUUGGAAAUUCUCUCUAAAAUCCUCGAGUCCAAACGUUAGCCCAGCACUGAACCAAGUCCCCAAGUGCCACAUCCACACUCUUGUAAAUCCCUGCAGGGACGGCUCCGUGGGAUGUCCCAGCAACAUGGCAGGAGUGCCCGUGGCUGCAGGGGCCAGGGACAGCCGGGGACCAUUGCCGGUGUGUCCCCACGGUGUGUCCCCGGUGUGUCUCUGCGGAGUCCCCGGUGUGUCCCCGGUGUGUCCCCGCGGUGUGUCCCUGGUGUGUCCCCAGUGUGUCCCCGACCUGUUCAAUAACAAAUCUGAACUUCUUGGGAUGGUCUUGAAAUACAGACCUAACAAGCCAAGCCAUCAAUGUGCAUGUGUCAGGCAGAGAGUCCUUGCCUGCUCUUUGAUCUCUUUCCUAUCUCCAUGGGCCAAGCUGAGACAGAGAUGGCAAGAGGCAGACAAGGACAGCAGAAGCAAGGACUGCCUUUUUCCACAGUGGAGUCAGAGUACAAAGAGGAAGAAACCUCGGUUUGACACUGCCUCACUAAUCUCAGCAGCAUAUCACUCAUUAUUCUGCACAGGAUUAAAGGUAUUUGAGAUCAGCAGCCAUGCAGGGUUGUUAAUAUCUGCCUGCAUUUCUGAGAAAUGGUCCUUUGCUCUUCUAAACCGAGGUUCUUCUGAAGCUACAAAGGUAAAUUUGCUCUCCAGGAUACUCAGAAGUCUCUUAGCACAGACCAUGGCUGUAGAUCACCCCAUAGCAGCUCCUACCUCGAUCUGCUGGCACACAGGAUCUCUAAGACUGCAUGUUGAGAAGAUGCUUAUCACAAGGAAUGGAACAGAAGGUUUUGACCCUUUAACGUGGCUCACUCAGUUAUGAGCACGGUGCAGAAAGAUAACAGCAGUUGCAAGAGUGAUUUGCAUUCUAUACAAAUAUGCUGAUCCUGGAGAUACAACCAGAUGGAUGCUUU